ACCAACUUCUUCACACCAAGUUACUGGACAACGGAAACACCGAGUGAAUUUAAAGCCAUCAGGUAAAAAAGUAAAAGGAGAAAUGAAGCUAAAACUUUUACUGAAGAGGUUGGGCUCAAUAAUCCGGGCCAUCCUCACUUUCCUCUUUGCUCUGCUGGUCCUGUGUGUGAUGAUGUGGGCCUACGUUCAUGGUUUUCAGCUGGUGACAUCCUCGUAUGGAAUCAUCUCCUUCGGCUUUUACGGAUUACUCCUCGGACUCCACUUGCUGGUCCAGAGUUUCUUUGCCUUUGCUGAACAUCGGCGAAUGAAACAGCGCACAGAGCCUUGUUCUUUCACCAAAACCAUCGGCUUCACAAUAGCUGCCUACCAGGAGGACCCUGAAUAUCUCAAAGAGUGUCUCAACUCCAUCAAAAGCCUCAAAUAUCCUCCUGAGCUACUGCGCAUUGUCAUGGUAGUAGAUGGGAACACCAACGAUGAUCGAUACAUGAUGGAGAUGUUCAGGGAGGUUUUUGCAGACCAAGACCCUGGCUGUUUUGUGUGGAAGUAUAACUACCAUACAUGGGAUCCCAAAAAUGCUCUGGAGGAUGGGGACAUUACAGCAGCAAUGAGUCCAAGAGGAUACACCGAAGAUCCACAACGAAAAAUGGUAGAGGACCUGAUUCGGAGCAAGAGGUGUGUGUGCAUCAUGCAGAAAUGGGGCGGCAAGAGGGAAGUGAUGUACACAGCGUUUAAAGCCCUGGGGUCGACAGUUGACUAUAUACAGGUGUGUGACUCAGACACAAAGCUGGACCCUCUGGCCACAGAAGAGCUGUGUAAAGUGUUGGAGAGUGACCCUAAAUACGGUGCUGUGGGAGGAGAUGUCAUGAUUCUCAAUAGAGAGGACUCUUUCAUCAGUUUCAUGAGCAGUUUGCGCUACUGGAUGGCUUUCAACGUUGAAAGGGCCUGUCAGUCCUUCUUCAACUGUGUGUCCUGCAUCAGCGGCCCUCUGGGUCUGUACAGGAACGACAUCCUUCAGAAUUUUCUGGAGUCUUGGUACAAUCAGAAGUUUUUGGGAACUCACUGCACCUUUGGCGAUGACAGACACCUCACCAAUCGGAUGCUGAGCAUGGGCUAUGCCACAAAAUACACAGCCCGUUCCAAAUGCUACACAGAGACUCCAGCUCAGUUUUUGCGCUGGCUCAACCAGCAGACUCGAUGGACUAAGUCUUACUUCCGAGAGUGGCUCUACAAUGCGAUGUGGUGGCACAAGCACCACCUGUGGAUGACGUAUGAGUCCAUCAUCUCAGGUAUAUUUCCUUUCUUUGUGACUGUUACCAUGAUCAGGUUGUUUUGGACCGGCACGCUGUGGGACAUCCUCUGGAUCCUGUGUUGUAUCCAGAUAAUCGGGCUGGUGAAAGCUUUCUACGCCUGUUUUCUGCGUGGAGACUUUGUGAUGGUGUUUAUGUCCCUCUACUCUGCUCUAUACAUGACCAGCAUGCUACCAGCUAAAUACUUCGCCAUUCUCACCAUAAACAAAAGUAGCUGGGGCACAUCAGGCAGGCGCAAAAUUGUGGGAAAUUACAUACCCCUGCUUCCCCUGUCAGUGUGGGCAUCCGUUUUAUUUGGUGGAGUUGGUUACACAAUCUACAGGGAGAGUUUCAUGGACUGGUCUAGUCCAGCCAAGACUGGAGACAACAUUUCUGAUCUCUGGCUGUGCAGCCUAUAUAUGCUACUGGUUAUUCAUGAUGUUGCUGUACUGGGUUUGGUUCCGUAGGAUAUGUAGGAAACGCUCUCAAAGCUACACAGUUAAUGUGUAGAUUAUGUGUCCAGUGAAG
Molecule: messenger RNA, 1814 nt
Organism: Sphaeramia orbicularis (orbiculate cardinalfish)
Lineage: Eukaryota; Metazoa; Chordata; Actinopteri; Kurtiformes; Apogonidae
Gene: has1
Product: hyaluronan synthase 1
Biological process (GO): hyaluronan biosynthetic process; polysaccharide biosynthetic process; extracellular matrix assembly
Cellular component (GO): plasma membrane
Molecular function (GO): hyaluronan synthase activity
Source: RefSeq, a predicted model, not a curated record